Messenger RNA from Mizuhopecten yessoensis (Yesso scallop), 1821 nucleotides. RefSeq lists its product as uncharacterized. The transcript has 3 exons. Gene Ontology annotation, molecular function: zinc ion binding. The coding region runs from base 1 to 1821 and encodes 606 amino acids. The record is from RefSeq and is a predicted model, not a curated record. NCBI's taxonomy places the organism in Eukaryota, Metazoa, Mollusca, Bivalvia, Pectinida, Pectinidae.
AUGACAACAUGUUAUGAUGGAAUGAAAAAAUGGACUGUGAAAAAACUGAAAGGUUGGUUGGAAGAUCAUGGGUUGAAAAAAAGUGGCUCAAAAGAUGUGCUUGUAAAGCGUGUUUUUCGUGCAUACCAGAAUCUAUUGGAUACAGACUCAAGUGUCAUCGAUAGCGACUUAGAAAUGAGCCAGAGAAUGCAUACAGAUUUCUCUAAACUGGACAGUUCGUGGACAACCGUCUCAAAUGAUAAUUUACCAGAUAUCAGUGACAAAGACAUUGAAAAUUAUUUCUUAUAUCAAACCAAUCCUACAUCUGGAAAACGUGCACGAUUUCAACGACAUCUUAAGAAAGCUAGGAAGUUUUGUGCAGAAAACUUUUUGUGUGACAUUGCGUAUCAUAAUGUGUCUGUAGAAUCGGAAGUUUGUUACGUAAAAGCGAAGUGUAAGCCAUCUAUAAGAAAUAUUGUGCAUGUGGGUAAUACUGGUCAGACAGCAAAUCUGUACAGUCUAAAUGUAUGUAUCACCAAGUCAACAGGACAUAUAAUGACUGCAUAUUGUGACUGUAAAGCUGGAGAGGCAGGGCUUUGUGCACACGUUGGAGGUUUGUUGUUCACACUUGUGAAAAUGAAAAAUGCAUGCACAUCUCAGGAGUGCAGAUGGGAUAGACCUAGACCCAUUCAAAGAAAACCAAGCCCAAAACGUGUUCAUGAAGUUAGGUUCUCAACAAACGUAGACACGGAAAAGUUGCGUCCUUACCCUGACACAUUCCAAGCAUCAGCCUGCAAUGACCCGGACAUUUUUUUGAAUGAUUUACUUGAAGGUCUUGAAGUUGUAAACCCAGGAUGUGUACUGUAUAAAACACUUAAAUCUCAACCAACAGACAUUUCUUCAUUUUUGAAGAUUUUUGAACCAACUUUUUCGUAUGCAGAUUUUGUGGAUCUUGACUCUGAUGAAUGUAAGACAGCAUUUUUAGAAUUUUUUAACAAACUGAAUUUAAAUACAGAUAUUAUAGAUAAUUUAGAAGUUGGAACCAGAGGACAGAGUUUAAAUAAAAACUGGGCAGAUGCAAGAACUGUGCUGAUCACAGCUUCCAACAUGGGAAAUGUAUCCAAAAGAAAGAAAACACAACCUGACAAUCUUGUUAAAACUUUGAGAGGGUAUAAUCCUCCACCAAGCACUGUGAAGAGCCUUCAGCAUGGAAGAAAAUAUGAACGGCAGGCCCUGAAGGACUACAGGAAAAAACAUUCAAAGUUUUGUGGUGGAAACGUUGAAUUAGAUGACAGGGGAUUAGUUGUAAAUCCUAAAUUUCCAUAUCUUGGGGCAAGUGUGGAUAGCUUGGUUACUUGUAGCAAAUGUGGUACUGGAAUUGUGGAGGUGAAAUGUCCAUAUGGAUCUGACAGUGGUGGUGCUACAAAGCUGUUGAGAAGAAUGUCACCAUUGGACUGUGCUAAAGAUCCAGCAUUUUUUUGUAAUCUUGAAGACAAUGAUUUGAAAUUAAAAGCAACACAUAACUACAUGUAUCAAAUACAACACCAAAUGGCCAUUUGUGAACAGAGAGCUAACAACCUACCUCGUGAUUCAGUACCCAUCGUCCUCGAGCGAUUUCAGCAGCUCUGUGAGCAGAUAUGGACCAUUUCCGCUCGGAUACAGAUAGCCAUAUCUAGUCUACUGCCCAGGGCAGAUGCAAGAACAAGACCUAGAUUCAUCAACGAUGUGAACCCCAAGGCCCGCCAGAUCAACAACCCAAUCAGGACUAUCGCCGAACCUCAGCUACAUUCCCCAUACAGCGUUUGCCAGGAAAGGAAAGAUAGAACAACCACUACUCAGUAG